ACCCUCUCGCACUUUCCUUCAUCAUCUUUCCUCUUCCUCUGCUUCUUCUUCGUCUUCCCAAGUUUUCUUCUUUAGCUUUCUCACCCAAACAUGUCUCUCAACUCAGCUUUCACUCUCUCCGUUUCCUUCUUCCUUCUUCUUCUUCCUUCUGCUUUCUCUCGCGCCUUACCAUCUGAAUCUAACGAUUUCGCUACCACUGAGCUUGAUGUCUCUUCCUCUCUCCAUCAAACCAACCAAGUUCUCUCCUUAGAUACAGAACUGUUUGAAGAAACAUAUAGCACCCCCACAUUCUCUUGUUCUUCUUCAUUCUCUGUCCAGUUACAUCCAAGAGAUUCUCUGUUGAAUUCGCAGCACCAGGACUACCGGAGCUUGGUCUUGGCUCGACUCGCUCGUGACUCAGCGCGAGUGAAAUCCAUCACUACCAAACUACAACUCGCCCUUAACCAAGUCGGGAGGUCCGAUCUGUACCCGACCGAGUCCGAGGUCCUGCCUGAAGAUCUAUCCACGCCGGUUUCCUCUGGUACCAAGCUAGGCAGCGGCGAGUACUUCUCCAGAGUCGGCGUGGGUCAGCCGCCGAAGCCUUUCUACAUGGUUCUCGACACCGGGAGCGACGUGAACUGGAUCCAAAGCAAGCCCUGUAUGGACUGUUACAACCAAACCGACCAGAUUUACGAUCCGACUGCUUCAUCUUCGUACAGUGCUCUCACCUGUAGUUCGCAACAAUGCCAACAACUCGAGACGUCCGCUUGCCGGAACGACAAGUGUCUCUAUCAGGUUUCCUACGGCGACGGGUCCUUCACUGUCGGAGAAUAUGCGACGGAAACGGUGUCGUUUGGUAAAACCGGGUCAGUGAAUCGCGUUGCUAUUGGUUGUGGUCACGACAAUGAGGGACUGUUCGUUGGAGCCGCCGGGUUGAUCGGACUUGGCGGUGGACCUCUGUCGCUCACAUCACAGAUCAAAGCAAAUUCGUUCUCCUACUGCCUGGUUGAUCGCGACACGGACAGAUCGUCGACUCUCGAGUUCAACUCGCCCAGUCCCUAUGACUCAGUAACCGCCCCGUUACGAAAAAACCGAAAGCUCGGUUCGUUUUAUUACGUUGAACUCAUCGGGGUGAACGUCGGAGGGAAAACAGUCCCUAUCCCUCCGUCGACAUUCGCUUUGGACCAGGAUGGAAGCGGCGGGAUCAUCGUCGAUUCCGGGACCGCCAUUACUCGGCUACAGUCUGAGGCUUACAACUCGGUCCGUGACGCGUUCGUGAGACUGACUCGGAACCUGAAACCCGCGAGCGGGUUCGCUCUGUUCGACACGUGCUACGACUUGUCGUCUCUGCAGUCAGUGAAAGUGCCAACGGUGUCGUUUCAGUUCAGUAGCGGGAAAUCGUUGGCGUUGCCGGCGAAUAACUACUUGAUUCCGGUGGACUCGAAAGGGACAUUCUGCUUCGCUUUUGCUCCGUCGUCGUCGUCAAUGUCCAUCAUCGGGAACGUGCAGCAACAAGGGACACGUGUUACCUUCGAUCUGGCGAACUCCAUAGUUGGUUUCUCAAACAAUAAAUGCUAGUUAUGUAUACGUAGGUAUUUUCGUAUGUAUCGCUAUUCGCUAUAUAAAAUCUACAUUAAUUAAUGGCGAAAACAAGAAAAUUAGGUAUGGUUUUUGGAUUUUGAUUUUGCUAAAUCUGAAUUGGGAACCCUUAGUGGGUAAGAAGGAAUCUUUGUAUUUGCUUAAUUGCUCUCAAGGAAUUGGAAUUAUCAAAGAUGACAUUUGAGAUUUGUGACUCA
This is a messenger RNA of Prosopis cineraria, 1775 nucleotides long. RefSeq names its product protein ASPARTIC PROTEASE IN GUARD CELL 1-like. Gene Ontology annotation, molecular function: aspartic-type endopeptidase activity. Gene Ontology annotation, biological process: proteolysis. The transcript has a single exon. NCBI's taxonomy places the organism in Eukaryota, Viridiplantae, Streptophyta, Magnoliopsida, Fabales, Fabaceae. The record is from RefSeq and is a predicted model, not a curated record. The coding region runs from base 91 to 1557 and encodes 488 amino acids.